Geosmithia morbida is the source of this 1287-nucleotide messenger RNA. Its product is annotated as Ran GTPase-activating protein 1. The transcript has 2 exons. Gene Ontology annotation, biological process: activation of GTPase activity; nucleocytoplasmic transport. Gene Ontology annotation, molecular function: small GTPase binding; GTPase activator activity. NCBI's taxonomy places the organism in Eukaryota, Fungi, Ascomycota, Sordariomycetes, Hypocreales, Bionectriaceae. The record is from RefSeq and is a predicted model, not a curated record. The coding region runs from base 1 to 1287 and encodes 428 amino acids. Gene Ontology annotation, cellular component: nucleus; cytosol; perinuclear region of cytoplasm.
AUGACUGAUUCUAAAAAGAUCUUCUCCCUCGAGGGCAAGGGUCUCAAGCUCGACACCGAGGCCGACCUCGAGCCUCAUAUUGCUCCCCUCCGCGAGCAGGACGAUGUUGAGGAGGUCAGGCUCCUGGGUAACACGCUCGGUGUCGGCGCAUGCAAGCUCCUCGGAGAGGUUCUCGCCACGAAGAAGGGGCUCAAGAUUGCCAACCUGGCCGACAUCUUCACGGGCCGUCUGCUCAACGAGAUCCCCGAGGCUCUUUCGUCGCUCCUGACGUCGAUCGUCAACCUCCCGAACCUGACGACCGUCAACCUCAACGACAACGCCUUCGGCCUCAAUACCCAGGCUCCCCUAGUGGCCUUCCUAGAAUCGCACGUGCCCCUGCAGCACCUGUACCUCAACAACAACGGUCUGGGCCCGCACGCGGGGAUCCUGAUCGCCGACUCGCUGUCGAAGCUCCACGACAAGAAGGAGGCUGCGCGCAAGGAGGGCAAGACGGUCCCGAACCUGGAGACGGUCAUCUGCGGCCGCAACCGCCUGGAGAAUGGCAGCAUGACGGCCUGGGCCAGGAUGUACAGCCUGCACAGCGGCAUCAGGGUCGUCAGGAUGGUUCAGAACGGCAUCCGCCAGGAGGGCAUCGCGCACCUGCUCAGCGAGGGCCUCCGCGGCGCCAAGGGCCUCGAGGUCCUCGAUCUCCAGGACAACACCUUCACCAUCAAGGGCGCCAAGGCGCUCUCCCGCGUCCUCACGGCCUGGCCUUCCCUGCGCGAGCUCGGCGUCGGCGACUCCCUCCUCAAGGCUAAGGGCGGCGUCCUCGUCGCCGCCGCCCUCGCCAAGGGCGGCAACAGGAAGCUCGAGGUCCUCCGCCUCCAGUACAACGAGAUCACGGCCGAUGCCGUCAAGGGUUUCGCCGACGCCGCCAAGGAUGCCCUCCCCGCCCUCAGGAGAAUCGAGCUCAACGGCAACAAGUUCGACGAGGACCUCGACGCCGUCGUCGCCCUCCGCAACCUCCUCGACGAGCGCAAGGAGAAGGCUGGCGCCGCCGCCCAGGGCGCCGCCGACGAGGACUGGGGAGUCGACAGCCUCAGCGACCUCGAGGAGCUCGACAGCGACGAGGAGGACGAUGACGAGGAGGAGGAGGAGGAAGACGACGAAGAAGACGACGCCGCCACCGAGGAGAAGGUUGAGAAGCUCAUCAAGGAGGCCGAGGAGGCUCAGGAGGAACCCACCGUCCAGCUCAAGGACUCCAAGGUCGACGACCUGGUCACGAAGCUGAAGAAGACGGAGAUUUGA